UGUGUUCCUGCUUGUGUUCGGAGCUUUGACCUACUUGGAAUGGAUGGAGAAGCAAGCCCAAUGAGUGGAGGCAGCCAGAGAGCGGAUAAACGAUCCUACAAAGACUUGAAGAUUGAUGUGGAGGAAAUGGAGGAACAAUAUUUGGAUUUUGAGGAAUCAAGCAACAAGAAGCUUCACGAGGAACCAGGAGGCUUGAUAAACAAGAUAUGCAAACACUCUGCUAUGAUACAGUAUGUUUCAGUGAUAAAUGGUAAUAGUAGAGUUGAGCCGGAACUUCUUGAAGCAGAGUCCUCUGGCUUCCUCCCUGCUUAUCCAGUCUGUAUGUCAGGAGACCGCUGGGAGAAAAGAGGAGAAGAGGCAAGUCCCAUCUCCCUGUUGGAGUACUGGGUGUACCCAGAUAACCAGCACCACAGGGCGCUCUGUCCUGUAAGCAGGACAAUCGCUCCAGUAACCCACAGGCCUCGCCCCGUCAUAUCUGCUCUCAGUCCAGUAACAGCCAUCGCUCCUAAAGUGAGCUCCGUUGUUAAUCCUAUGGUUUCCAGCCCUGUUACUGACACCUGUAGUCCCAGCAGUUCCAUGUGCAGUCCCACCAGUUCAGCCUGGGACUCUCUCAGAUCCACUUCCAGGAGCCCUGGCUGCUCGGACCAGGAUCCUGUCAGCGCUGCAGCUCACCUACACCUGUUGGGAGAGUCCUUGUCCCUGAUUGGACUCCAUCUUCAGGAGACAAAUAAAUUGGUGAGCAUGUCGAGUAGCUUAUCUCUGCUCUUGGACUCUCUGCUGUGUGCCCUGGCUCCUCUGAUCUGCCUCAGCGCACAGAUACCGGAGCUGAGGAGCUGCACCCAACACACACUGGCUUCCACUCUGGAAAACAUUGCCUAUUUGAUGCCCGGGUUGUGAGGGACAAUGAAGAACACACUAUAGCAGCAUGUUCUAAUAUGCUAUUACACUCAAUGCGCUAAUGGGCUAAGACCAUUUGUUUUCAGUGUUAAACAAUUGUUCCUUUCAUUACGAAUAUGCAAACUAACUUUGUUUGUUCAAUUAAAAGAUGUGUAUGAAGAUAA
This is a messenger RNA of Gymnodraco acuticeps, 1061 nucleotides long. RefSeq lists its product as uncharacterized. The record is from RefSeq and is a predicted model, not a curated record. The transcript is spliced from 8 exons. Lineage: Eukaryota; Metazoa; Chordata; Actinopteri; Perciformes; Bathydraconidae. The coding region runs from base 40 to 897 and encodes 285 amino acids.